Messenger RNA from Betta splendens (Siamese fighting fish), 3071 nucleotides. RefSeq names its product inactive dipeptidyl peptidase 10. Gene Ontology annotation, molecular function: serine-type peptidase activity; dipeptidyl-peptidase activity. The record is from RefSeq and is a predicted model, not a curated record. Gene Ontology annotation, biological process: proteolysis. NCBI's taxonomy places the organism in Eukaryota, Metazoa, Chordata, Actinopteri, Anabantiformes, Osphronemidae.
UGCAAGAAGCAGAGCAUGCAGAAAAAGCUCCGCAAGGCAACAGUGCGGCUGCUCGGGUGUUUGAGGCUGCGGCGGCACCGGCGCUUCCAGCGGAUUACCAUGAUUGCCACAACUCAACAAAACAUGACCACGGAGCUGGACCUGGGAAGUACCGACGGUCCCCCGCGGAACUGGAAGGGCAUAGGAAUUGCAAUGGUGGUGAUCCUGGCUGUUAUGUCCCUGGUCCUUCUCUCCGUUGUCCUCCUCACACCUGAUGAAUCUCACUUGUUACUCCGAUCCCAUCUCACCAUGGAGGAUCUGGAGGCUGAGGAUUUCAAAGUGCAUGACCCCUGUGUGGCUUGGUUGAACGAAAACGAAGUGGCUCUUCAUACCAGAGAGGGCCAUGUUCUGAUGUUCAGUCUCAACAACAACCUCACCACAACUCUGCUUGACAACAGCUCCCUGGACCUCACCACAACUAAAGUCCAAGUGUCUGCAGACAAGAGUUUUAUCCUCUUGGCAUAUAACAUUCGACCGGUGUUCUCUCAGUCCUUCACAGCCUCCUAUGCUAUCUACAAUGUGGCUAAUGGGGAUCUGGUGGAGAUCAGCCCUGCAGAGGGAGCGAAGGCAGCGCUGCAGUACGCCUCAUGGGGCCCUCAGGGCAACCAGCUGGCCUAUGUGUUCAACGGAGAUAUAUACUACAAGCCCACUGUGACCAGCACCGCGGUGCGUCUCACCAACACUGAGCAGGAGCAGAACGUGGUGAACGGGCUGUCUGACUGGACUUAUGAAGAGGAGGUGCUCCUGACAUAUGUCGCCCACUGGUGGUCUGUGGAUGGAGCCCGGCUGGCGUACCUCAGCAUCAACAACUCUGCCACGCCAGUGAUGGAGAUACCUCACUUCUUAGGGGGUCUCUAUCCAUCCAACGUGCUCUUCCACUACCCCAAGGCUGGUUCAAACAUCCCAUCAGUCAGUCUGUUUGUGGUGAAUCUGUACGGUCCAGCUCACACUCUGGAGAUGAUGCCUCCUGACUCGCUCAGAACCAGAGACUGCUACAUCUCCAUGGUGACUUGGAUCGGCAGCACCCGGCUCGCGGUUCGCUGGUUGAAUCGCGCCCAGAACCAAUCGCUGCUCUGCGUGUGCGAGGCCACCACAGGGGCCUGCUCAGAGAAACACAAAAUGCCAAUGGACAUGACCCUAAACCAGCGACAGGACGUUCCGCUGUUUUCGGCAGAUGGGUCGGUGUUUUACGCGAUCCUGCCGGCCAAGCAGGGCGCUCGUGGGGAGUUUCACCACAUCGCUGGUCUCUCAGCUCAGCCUGUCAUCCCUUCUGUCCCCCCUCGCUUCCUGACAUCGGGGAGCUGGGAUGUCACCUUGCUCUGUGCCCUAGACGAGAAGGCUGGAAAAAUCUAUUUCCUGAGCACUGAGGAGUCCAGACAAGCCAGACACCUUUACAGCGUGGACCUGGAUGGAGUGUUUCAGCGCUGGUGCAUCUCCUGUGACCUCAUAGACGGAUGUGACUUCUUCAGAGCCGAAUUCAGCCCCAAUCAAACCCACUUCACUCUCUAUUGCUUAGGCCCAGGCGUUCCUAAAGUAACAGUUCACAGUACCAAGGACCCCUCCAGAUAUGUUGUCUUGGAGGAUAACAGCCCUCUGUCUAAAGCCCUGGAGGAUAAGAGUCUUCCUGAGACGUUAUUUAGGACGCUUGCGGCAGACAACUACGAUAUACACCUUAAAUUAUCUCUACCUCAGGGUUACGAGGCCAACCUGCACCCUCUCCUCGUCAUUGUCGACGGCGUUCCUGGGAGUCCGGCGGCGACGGAGGAGUUUGCCCUCGGCUGGCCUCAGGUCCUCUGCAGCGCGCACAACGUGGCCCUGGCGUGGGUGGACGGACGGACCGGGGUGGGCCGCGGACAGAAGACGGCCGCUGUGGAUGCACGCAAGCUGGGCUCGCUCAGGGUUAAAGAUUACCUGGCAGUUGUAGAGUUACUAAUGCAGCUGCCGUACAUUGACGAUCGCCGGAUGGCCCUCUAUGGCAAGGCAUUCGGUGGUUAUUUAACUCUCAAGAUGUUAACUGCAACAGAUAACCUAUUUCAGUGCACAGCCGCUGUGGCCCCGGUAACAGAUUUCAGGCUUUACAGUGCUUCAUUCUCAGAGAGGUAUUUCGGUCUUCCAGCGAAGGAGGAGCACGCAUACUCGACGGCCUCUUUGCUGGAGGAGGUUAACAAGCUAAAGGAUGAGAAUUUCCUUAUUCUACACGGCACUGCAGAUGCAAGGGUACACUUCCAGCACAGCGCCGAGCUCCUGAGCCGACUGGUGAAAGUUGAAGCGAACUACUCCCUGCAACUGUACCCUGACGAGGGCCACAUCCUGCGGGAGUCACGCAGUAUCCAGCACUUCCAGCGGACAGUAGUGAACUACCUCCAGAACUGCUUGAAACACAGCACCCUCAUAGAAACCAUAGACGAGGAAGAGGAGGAAGAUGACUGAGCCCAGAGUUCUACUUCUCUUCCUCUUGGAAGAACUUUCUUAGGACUUUAUGCCAUCUUAUGCAUUACCUUAGGUCAGAUUAUCAGGUGCAAGAGCACAUGAGUGGGGACCAAACACAUCACAUCAACACCUACAACUUCUGGAUAAUUUAUGUACUAUGUACCUUGUGGCGUACAAUUAUUUUUGCUGUUAUACUGUAUGUUUGUUUACAAAAUUCACUCAAGGUUGCAAAGACUGGAUGGCUACUGAUUCUUCCAGACGUUUACAAAGAUGUUAAAGCAUGCAUGUCAUAAUGGCUGCAUGAUGUACAUUUGUUUACAUUGCAUUGUUUGUGUUUUGCAGGUUUUAGAUUUUGGCCAGCAGGGUUGAGAAUGUAAAACGUGGUAUGGGCCAGUAACACACUGGAAGUCUCUGAACUGUACUUAUUAAUGUGCUGAGAAACUUUGAAUUGUAUAUUUAAUAAAUUCACAGAAUGCUCAACAUUUUUCAUGCAGAUUUCUAUGAAAUAUCAGGUCAGUGUAAAUUAACACGUGAUUAAAAAUGAAAAUGCAAAAAUGAAGAUGCAAUCUUGACUAUGGCACAAUAAACACAAUAAGAAAGUC